Didymella exigua CBS 183.55 is the source of this 870-nucleotide messenger RNA. RefSeq lists its product as uncharacterized. The coding region runs from base 1 to 870 and encodes 289 amino acids. The record is from RefSeq and is a predicted model, not a curated record. Lineage: Eukaryota; Fungi; Ascomycota; Dothideomycetes; Pleosporales; Didymellaceae. The transcript is spliced from 3 exons.
AUGAAUGUCCCGGUUGCCGCAAACGUGCUUGGGACUCUGGGUGCUGUUUGCUGGUCCAUACAGUUGAUCCCUCAAAUUGUCAUCAACUAUCGCCGGCACAACGCCAUUGGUUUGCAGCCUACUAUGAUGAUGCUGUGGGCAUGGGCUGGAGUCCCGUUAGGUGUCUACAAUAUCGUAGGGGAUUUCAACAUCGCUCUGCGUAUUCAGCCCCAGAUUCUGAUUGUGCUGAGCUUGGUGACUUGGAUUCAGUGCUAUUACUAUGAGAAGAACUGGUCUGUCUCCCACUCUCUGGCUCUCAUUAUUCCUGUCCUGUGCUUCAUGGGCGGUGUGCAAGCUGCCCUCAUCAUUGCUCUCCGUCAUGCAAAAGAGAUGGACUUGGAAUGGCCUCUCAUUGUCAUGGCUGCACUUGCUGCUGCCUUGCUUGCGGCAGGAGUAGGGAGUCAUUAUGUGGAUAUCUACCGUCACCGUACGGUGCGAGGCAUCUCGUUCAUCUUCGUAGGGCUAGAUGCGCUCGGAGACCUGACCUCGUUGCUCUCGGUCUUCUUCCAACCCAAGCUUGACAUCUUGGGCAUCAUCAUUUAUGCCGCAGAACUGGCACUUUGGACUGGGAUAUUCGCAUGCGGUGUGUACUAUAACCUCAGACCCUGGCUGGAAGAGAAGUAUAGCAAGAGCGGUGAAGUGACGGCAAGCGAAGGGUUACAAACUAGUGAAAGAGCUCCUGCCGCAAACUCCACAGGUAUUGCGCUAUACGAUUUACCAUCCAGCACCUCGGUAUUCAGAACGAGUUCCGCAGAGAUCGAGGUGCACCGGCAGCGCAGCGUGAGCUCGGGAAUUAGUGGGGUAGCACAUCUGCCUUCAAGAGUUGCGUAG